AUGACAUCGAUUGACCCUUCACACUUUCCCUUCAUCGGUCUGACGCCUGGUUCACCUACUGGUGGCACGGCCAUUCAUCAACCAGCCUCACUCGAUGGCGAAUCAUCCUCCGAGUUCCCUUCUCUCGAUUCCGAAGAAACUCCAGCACCCCUGGGCGUGUUUUCAGUACCCGACUUGCGCUUUGAGCAGGGCUACCUUAUGAGCAUACGACCAUUCUUUUAUUUAAAGCCACCCACUGACCUCGAUGGCAUCGAGUCAAGGCUCACCCACCAGCCGAUCGAAGACGACGCAAGCAAUGCGGAUAUCGAAGAUUUAUUCUAUUUAGGUAAAAACUUCAGGGUCAAAUGGGGUUUAGUAGCUUGGGUAACAGUUCGAGAUCAGAUAAUCUAUCCCAUGAUGCAAGGAUGUUUGUGGGGUACACUGUCUCUAUUUAUCACACAUGCUUGGCGGACUCGACGUACACUGAAACAGGCAGGCUCCAAUCCAAUCAACAAGAAAGCAGGGUUUUUGGGCAAAAUGGUUGAGAAUUUAUUUGGAGGCGUGAAAUCGAACGUGGCUUUAUCAGCUUAA
Messenger RNA from Melampsora larici-populina 98AG31, 570 nucleotides. RefSeq lists its product as uncharacterized. Gene Ontology annotation, molecular function: mitochondrion autophagosome adaptor activity. The record is from RefSeq and is a predicted model, not a curated record. The coding region runs from base 1 to 570 and encodes 189 amino acids. The transcript has 3 exons. Gene Ontology annotation, biological process: mitophagy. Lineage: Eukaryota; Fungi; Basidiomycota; Pucciniomycetes; Pucciniales; Melampsoraceae.